Diceros bicornis minor is the source of this 5719-nucleotide messenger RNA. RefSeq names its product death domain containing 1 (gene DTHD1). The transcript is spliced from 10 exons. The coding region runs from base 476 to 3196 and encodes 906 amino acids. Lineage: Eukaryota; Metazoa; Chordata; Mammalia; Perissodactyla; Rhinocerotidae. The record is from RefSeq and is a predicted model, not a curated record. Gene Ontology annotation, biological process: signal transduction. Gene Ontology annotation, molecular function: protein binding.
GAAGCAAUUCAGACAUCUUGUUAUUUCAUUCAUAAGUAUUUUUAAGUAUCACAUAGGAAUCUUAUUAGCAAUAUUGUUAAAACAGUUUACCUUUGAUUAAUGAACUUCUUAUUUUACCACAGAAUUCAUAUUUUGUUGCCUUGAAACUUGAAAAGUAAAUGGGGCUUCCAUAGUAUAUUGAAUGUGUAAAACUUACAUGGACAGUUGGAUUGUGUGAACUGGCUCUUUCCCUGUGAUUAGUCUAUUCUGUACACAGUGGCGUCCAGGGUGCAGGAACGCCCCUCCUUUGGUCACCUAGUAACUUUUCACUGGUCAACAACAAGCUGAAUAAACUAUUAUGCUGCGGAAAAGUGCUUGGCUAGCCAACUUGGAUCAUCUCCUAGAUUUUAAGAGAAAUAACCAUCGCCAAGUUUGAAUUCACUAAACCUUUGGGCUUUGCUGGCAGGAAAAAAGCAUUCCACUCUUGGAGCAUAAAAUGGAUACAGAAGACAUAGGCUCAGGUAAACUAGGCCAAAUAUUGAAGCAGAUUUGGAGACAAAACCUGAUGCUAAAGCAGGCGCUCCUGGAUGAUGACCACUGGGAAGGGGCUGGUAGGGACACUUGGAUAGCCACAGUGGUCUUUCUGGGUCAAGAGCUCAGUGGGGCCCUGCACCAACUCUUGGAGCACACUGCUGGGACCCUGCGCUCCACCUGCCAGCAGCUGUAUGUACUGCUUGACAAGGAAAAUCACUCUAUCUGGAAACAAGAAAUCAUUACUUUCAUAGACUGCCUCGUGAAAAUAAAUGAAUAUUUGGGGAGCACUGUUACACUUCUAAAGAAAGAAGAAAAGGAGAUGUGUAAUUUAUGCGGCAUGCAUGAUGAAUGUACUCCACUGCAGACAAUGUCCGCCAUUCAAGAUAUCAAAGCAGCAGACAUUGCUGCAAGAGGGGAACAAAAUGUCAUAGAAACAGCUACUGUUUCUCCUAUAAAUGGAGAGGAAAGUCAUUACACAAACCAGGUCCAGUUAAAAAAAAAUAAAACACAUAUGAGUUCGGAAUUAGUGGAAAAAGAGAACAAUACGUCAUUGAACGGAGAUGUAACAGGGCAAGAAGAGUCACAGAACAAAAUGUUCCCAGAUAAAGCGGAAAUUGAAGAUGAUAAACAAAUAGAACACAUGACUGUUGAGAACAUAAAUGGGAACAGGGAAGAAAUGCAUGACAUAAUCCAGACGGCAGAAAGAGAAAUUCAAGAGAACUCAGAAAGCCAAAGAGAAGGGAUUACCACAUCCUCAGCAACAUGUGAUAUCUCCAAUAAAUAUGUGAAUAAUCUUCUUCCCAAUGAGUCAGAGAGUCUAAAGCAAAAGAAUAACGUAAUGGAAAAGGAAUAUUUGUAUGUGCUGAGUGAUGAUACUGGUCCCCAAGUGUCUUGUUAUAUUACAGCACCAUCAUAUGUUCUACAACAUCUGGAAUGCCGGAUAAUUAAUAGCAUGAGUUCUUUAAUAGUGAGUGAUAAUGAAGAGUUGGUCAGCAAUGUCAUCGCUGUUGAGUGCUCAGAUAUGGAAAAGAGAGUUCCAUUUCCAAUAUGCAUUGCAAUUCCUUUUACGACUCGUUACAGGGGAAAUUACAGAGACGUCUUGGUGAAAGUGUCUGACGUGAACCUUCAGUCAAGUUACCUAACCCCAAAUGCACUGGAAGGAAUGAGAGGAAGUUACAAGGGGACCUGUGCUGAAGUGAAAGUUUACAAGUUGGGUAUCUUUUCUGUUGUGUCUUGUUUAAAGAAAGAGUCCUUCACAAUAACAAAGAAAGGCCUUACUCUUAAGCCAAGCAUGGAUUCCAGAAUAUCCUUAAGUUACCCUCCAGGAGUUUUCAGCUCGCCAGUGCUUGUACAAUUAAAGGUCCAACCAGUUGACCUAUCUGUGGUGGCAUAUUUAAAAACACAGCAAGAUACUUCCUACUCAGUGCUAUGCACAAGUCCUCUGAUUCACGUUCAGCACCCAUCAACACAUCCUUUCCAGAAGCCAGUCACUGUAUUCCUACCUUGUUCUCCACAUCCUGAUAAAAGGAAUCUUAGGUCUGAGAUAGAUCAUAAAAGAACAGCUCGUGCCACAAUAAACAAGAUCAUACCUUUAUACCUCAACCGGACAAAAAGUGCUUCUGUAAGAAAACCUGGGAACAAUGCCUGUGAAUCUUUAAAAUUACUGGGAUUCAGAAGCCGAGACAGUGGUUGGUUUGUGCUUGACAAUGUCGUGGUGAGAACCAUGCAGAGUGGCUUGAUAUCAUUUGAAUUAUGUGAACAUUUCGAGAGGUUCAUUGUGCUUCACCUGUCUUGCAUUGUGGACAAUAGCCAUUUGGUUUCUUUUGUGAAGUCUUUAGAGGAAGCCAUGCUCAGCACCACUGCCUCUGUUGUGCUGUAUCACAAGAAAGACAAUCCAUAUAGAGUUGUUGUUUUAGUGGUGCCUUCCAAAGAUUUAAACCAGGUGCUCAGGAACUUGAGCUUGGAAGGGUUCAGUGGUCCUCCAGAGCCAUCUCGCCAUUUCCAAGUAAAAGAAGGAGAACAACUUCUUUUAAGAUUUACUGGAAACAUAUAUGCUUCAAGCAAUGGGAAGGAUUAUGGAAAAGAUUACAAGCUUAUUUUUCAUUUACAAAGAAGACCCAGGCUGGAACUCCAAAUCAAAGAGGUGGAUGAAUUUGGAAACUAUAGCUGCUCUCAUUAUAAGGGCACUAUUGAAGUUUAUAUAGUACCCAAGGGAAAGAUAGACUCCAACUUGGAUCAAUCUCUUACACUCAGUGAAAACAGUUGUCAGUUGCCAAUUUGCAAAUUACCAUUGAGAUUGCCAAAGCAUGAAAAAUUGAUCAACCGCCCACAGAGUACCAGAAGAAUUUCUACAGAUCCUCUAGAAACCCUGUGGGAUAACUUGCUCUACUGGCUAGCAGACGAGCUUUCGGAAGAAGAUGCUAUGUGUCUCUCCACAUCCCUCCCUCUUCGCCGCAGCACCAUUCAGCUCAUCAAACUGAAGAACCCUGAUGAUCUCACAGAACAGAUCCAUGCACUCCUUUGCUUCUGGAAAAAAUCACUCCCAAAUUCCACUGAUAAACUUCGCCUUCUGGCUCGCCAUCUCCGCAAGAUCGGCAGGAGUGAUCUUUCAGAAGAGCUCAAAUUCAAGUGGGAACAUAAAGUGUUCACCGAACCACAGCAGUGGUUUGAAAUGGCAGAGUAAUGCCAGCUUGUUCUUUCUUUUGCCCUAGAAAAGAGUCAGAGUUGGUUUUCACAUGGUUUCUGUCAACAAUUUACUGGCAGUUUCCAAGUAAUGUUGUUUGAAAUGAAUCUUUUUGAUCAAUGUGCUGUUGAGACAAGUGGAGAAGCGCUAAUCAGACAAUAAAAAGCAAUCCUGGGUUUGAGCAUCCUUCAUGGUUCAGAGACAUAUGUUCUGCAAGCAUAAUUGUCUUGAGUUCAGCCAAACCUAAUAGCAUUUGUAAUCGAGUUUGCUCUGUUUACGUUUUAAUAGGUGAGGUUGCUUUCUAAGUAGAAAGGAAAGAUAUGAUAUACAGAAUCCCUUUUUAAAUUGUUAUCUACAUAAAAGGAAACUAGUUACACAGGAUUCCAAGAAAAUAAUUCACAUUGUGCACAUACCAUGGAGCCCACAGGUAACAAUGCAAAAUAAAUUGGGCUGCAGAGCCCUGAUGCUGAAGACAGCAAAUCACUUUAAGAAAAUAGACCAGCUUGAAAUAAAUUAAAAAAAGAAUAACAUUUCACCCAUUUACUGCCACAAACUUUUAUUUUAUUAAAAAUGUAGCUUGGAAUAGGGAAAAUCUCAUGUGAAAUGAGGCAGUGCAGAGAAAAUGAAGCAUCAGUGAAAGAAUUCAGGGCCUUUUUCACCGUCUUAGAAAAAACAACCUGCUUUCAAAUCAGUUUGACAGAAACCUUAUUACUUAAGCCCUCUAUGUGCAUCAUUAAAAAAAAACCCACCUGUAAAAAAACACAAAACUAAAAGAAAAAAAUAAUAAUUCCCAAAGCCCCUCCAUCAUUGAUAAUCCUGUUAAUGUCUAGUGUAUAAGCUUUGAGACCUUGGAAAACCUAGAGCACCUUCGCUCCCUGAGUCAGUGUGAUACGAGUGGGGGAUUACAUUGGUGUUACAGAUUCAUUAAUGCAACCAUCAGGGCCUUGGCCUGCAAACAUCAGUAGUGAUUAGUUUAUAUUAUAUUAUUAUAUUAUUAGUUAUAUUAUUGAAUUCCUGAAAAUUAAUGACGUCACAUGGAAAAUUAAACAUUUAUAUGGUUUUGAAAUGAAAAGACAAGAUUUCCUUCUACAAAUUAACCAGGGACUUAGAUAUCUGUUUGGUUAUAUAUUGAAAAAGAGGAUUCCAAUUUUCAACUACAUUCCUAUUAAGAAACAUUUUGUUAGUCAAGAUUUGUAUUAUUUUUACAUGUUUCCAGAAAGGUACAAUAUUUUUCAUGUGUUCUUGGAACGAAGAAAACACUGAAAUGUUCAUUGUUCUGACUACAAAAUAAGAAAAAAGUAAAGAAAAUAAAAUUCGCAUCUUAUUCCAAAACUAGAGGUUACUAUUAUGAACAUUUUGGCAUAUUUUCUUCCAGUUUUGCUUUUUUUUCCUGGAAGGAAAUGUUUCUAUUUCUGUGUAUACAGGUGUAUAUAAACACACUCACCUAUGUGCUCACAUGCACACACACACAGAUACAUGUAAAUCCCCUCACACAUACCGCCUCACUCAUUCAUCUCCUCCUUAUUCACUCACUCGCAUUUCCUCACACCCCACCAUGUCCUCGCACCCCCAUAAGGACUCUCACUCAUGCAAACACACACAUCCCCUCCCACACACCUCUCACAAACACACCCUUGAACACAUACCUACCCUUUACACGCGCACAGUCUCACAUCCACAUGCAUCCUCACAUGCACCCUGUCACAAACAGGGGUCCUCCCACAUACCCCACUCCCACCUCUCUCAUACACACUUAUUUACAUGCAACCCUCUCACACGCAUAUGGUCUCUGAUCCACUUGUACACUCUCACAUAUGCUUUCACAAACUCAUACACACCUCACUCCCACAUCUCAUACACACAUGUACUCAUUAAUAUAUACACCCCACAGACACACGCACACACAAAAUACGCCAUCUCACAUUACCUGUACACCUUUACAUACGCAAUACACGCUCACAUGCACACUCUCUUCUCACACACCGCAUUCCCACCUCUCUCUCGCUCGCUCACUCUUGCUCUCUCACUUUCACACACACACACUCACUCAUUCACAUACUUCACAUACAUACCCUCACAGGCACACAUCCCUUCACACACACAUACUCUGACACACAUUUUUUCCCAGAAUUAAAAAAAAAUUGCUUAUAUUAUUGCAACAGUAAAACAAUACAAAGGUAUAUAAAGGAGAAAAUGAAUCAUCUCUUAGGUAAUCAAAAGAAUCAGUCUGGUAUGUGGCAUGUGGCUCGUGUGUUCAGUGUGCCACGUCCACACCCCACACUUGUGCACCCAGCUCUCCAUCUUGUGGGUUGACCUGUGUGGACCACAGCAGCGAUGUCUCUGGCUUCUUAUUGGGUCUGGGUAACAGGGAGCCCCAGCAGGAGACUGGGUGGAGGGAGGAGACUGAGUUAGACUAUUCCCCUUCCUUCUUCCCUUUGUAUUCACCAGGGCCAGGCUGUGUCCCUCAGCCAAAGGCCACUGCUCCCCUCCCCUCCAGGCAACUCUCUCCUGGGUUUUGGGAAC